Molecule: messenger RNA, 501 nt
Organism: Acanthamoeba castellanii str. Neff
Lineage: Eukaryota; Discosea; Longamoebia; Acanthamoebidae
Product: 6-pyruvoyltetrahydropterin synthase family protein, putative
Exons: 4
Coding region: 1-501 (166 amino acids)
Biological process (GO): tetrahydrobiopterin biosynthetic process
Cellular component (GO): mitochondrion
Molecular function (GO): 6-pyruvoyltetrahydropterin synthase activity
Source: RefSeq, a predicted model, not a curated record
AUGGACCUGCAGCAGCCUACAGCCUCUACAUCUUCCAUCACAUCACAAAUCUCUCCUACCUCAUCAUCUUCAAAUGAAACGAAGCGACCAGUUGUGAUUUUGAGCCGAAGGGAGACCUUCUCGGCCUCGCAUCGGCUGCACGCUCCACAGCUCUCUGAGGAAGCCAACCGAGAGCUCUAUGGCAAGUGCAACAACCCCAACGGACAUGGGCACAACUACACCAUCGAAGUCCUCCUCAAAGGCCAGGUGGACGCGGUGACCGGAAUGGUGAUGAAUCUGGUGGAGCUUAAGCAGAUCAUGCACAAGGCCAUCCUCGAUCCUCUUGACCACAAGAAUCUGGAUAAGGACGUGGAGUGGUUCCGGGAUCGGGUGAGCACGACGGAGAACCUCGCCAUCUACUGCUGGCAGCGACUCACCGACCUUCUCUCCCCUCCAGGCCUGCUGCACGAAGUGCGAGUCCACGAGACCGAAAACAACGUGGUGAUCUACCGAGGCGAAUAA